AUUAUUAUUAUUAUUAUUGCUGUUGUUAUUGUUGUUCAAUGUUUAUUUAUUUAGUUGUUUAGUUAGUUUGGUGGUUAGCUAAUUAGUUAGUUGACUGGUUAGUUAGUUAGUUAGAUAAACACAUGGAUGUGAUGAGGGCUCAUAAUCCAAACAUUUUGUAUUGACUUCACAUUACCUGGUUUUAUUAAAACUGUAAAACAGUAUUUAGAUUUAAGUUGAUAUUAUUUAUAUUAAUAUUACUGGGCUUUAGAUUAGAAUAUGAAACACACUGGUAUAAAUCCUCAUUUUUUUACUAGAGUUUUAUUAAAAUCUUCUUGUACAUGCCACACCUGAGUUCCAGAGCCUGUUAUUCAUGCUUAAGCAUCGAGUGUAUAAAGGUAACGACGUUUAACAGUUAAAACCUUUCAUUAUAUUAAUUAUGUUCCAUUUCAAAGGACGAGUUCAUUCUUGAAAUAUUUCAAGAAGCUGCUGUGCAGAGUGCUACGGAAGUAGUUUAACUACAACAGCUGACCUCAUUUCCGGAACAAUUAAGCUACGGAAGUAGUUUUACUACAACAGCUGACCUCAUUUCCGGAACAAUUAAGCUACUGCCCACACUCCAGUCCAGUAGGUGGCGGUAAUGCACCUUUAGUGGUUUGCCACCCGCCAUUGAAAACAAAAAGAAGAAGAAGGAGAUUUCCGGAACAAUGGCCGCCAAAACAAUGGCAAGAGUGUUUACAAUCCACGAACCUAAUUUAACUCUGCUCCUAAAAUAUAAAGUUCGGCUGUUUAUUUAGUCUGUCAGGUGUUUUUGGAAGUAUGCCGUGAAUAAUAAACAUCGGUUACGGCGUGGAAUUUAUUUAUAAAACGCGACACCGCUAACUUAGUUUGCUAACUCUACUGGUAGCUUAGCCACAGCAGAUGCUAUCUGGACCGGAACCGGCUGCACAUAAUGCCAAGCACAAGACCGUUUUAAACAGAUCCUAGUGCUUUAGAAGUAACGAACCGAGCAGCCACUUCUCAUACCACAGUCCGCUAGCUAUCCUGUCUUCUGAGCAGCACUAAAUGCUAGCCGAGUGCAGAUCAGUGAGCGUGAAAACAUGUCCAGUCCAAACCCGAACCCAGCGGGACUCACAGUAGCAGCUGGGGGCGGAGAGAAGGUGGAUCAGGUCAUGCAGCCGGUUCUGUUUGAAAUCUUUGGGGAGAUGUGGAAGGUGCAGGCUCGGUUAGGACAGGGAGGUUCUGCCUCUGUGUACCGUGUGAGUUCUGCCAGGUCCAGCUCUGCUGCUGUGAAAGAGUUUCUUCUGGACGCACAGGGUGGAGAUUACGGCUAUAUCAAAGAAAGAUCCGUGCUAGAAGACAUCCAGGGCCACAAGAAUAUCGUGACGCUGUAUGGCGUGUUCACCAAUCACAACCCGCUCGGCGUAGCGACCCGCUGCUUGUUGCUGGAGCUUCUGGAUGUGAGUGUGUCGGAGUUGCUGGUGAGAGGCAGCAGUCAGGGCCACUCCAUGUGGCUGAUCCAGCACUGCGCUCGUGAUGUCCUGGAGGCGCUGUGUUUCCUGCACCGAGAGGGAUACGUGCACGCCGACCUCAAGCCUCGCAACGUUCUCUGGAGCCCCGAUGACGAGUGCUUCAAGCUCAUCGACUUUGGGCUCAGCUUUAAAGAGGGGCACCAGGAUGUGAAGUACAUCCAGACAGACGGGUACCGAGCCCCUGAGGCUGAGCUGCAGAACUCGCUGGCUCAGGCAGGACUGGAGGGAGGCUCGGGCUGUACCACUGCUGUGGAUCUGUGGAGUCUGGGCAUCAUUCUUCUGGAAAUGUUCUCAGGAAUCAAACUAAAAGACACUGUCAAGUCUCAGGAAUGGAAGGACAACAGUGCUGCAGUAGUGGAUCAUAUCUUUUCGAGCAAUUCUGUGGUGUACCCUGCUAUCCCCGUCUACCAUCUGAGAGAUCUCAUCAAAAGCAUGCUUCACCACAACCCAAACCGCAGAAGCACAGCCGAAGCUGCACUGAUCAGCCCCUUCUUCAGUAUUCCUUUCGCUCCUCACAUCGACGACUUGGUUCUGCUGCCUACGCCCGUCCUCAGACUGCUCAACGUGAUCGAUGACAGUCAUUUACACAACGAUGACGAAUAUGAAGAUAUUAUCGAGGACAUGAGAGAAGAAUGUCAGAAAUAUGGAUCAGUCUUAUCGCUGUUGAUUCCGAAAGAAAAUCCUGGUAAAGGCCAGGUCUUCGUCGAGUACGCGAACGCUGGAGACUCCAAAGAAGCCCAGAGGCUCCUGACAGGCCGCACUUUUGAUGGCAAAUUCGUGGUGGCCACUUUCUACCCGCUGAGUGCCUAUAAGAGAGGUUAUCUGUAUCAGACCGUGCAGUAAGGGUCUACACGUACAAUACCACGCCUGCACAAUCUGUUCCAGCAUGAAGAGUGCUUAGUUGUGAAGCCCAUCACGUUCUCACAAGUAUCUCGGCUAAUCUUUACUAUAGAAAACAUUUAUGUGAGCUGCAUACACUUAUAGUGCGGAUACAUACUGGUGCACAAAUGUGUCUUCUUCCAUGGCUUGCUUAUAUAGUGCAAUAAGGAGCUGUGAUGCUUUAGAGAAAGAUCACUUCUGACUCCCGACACAUGUUGGCGAUGUGAGAUAUCUCUCGCGUUUUGGAUCUGGAUCGUGUCCCGGUAAGAUUUCGCCCGUAUUCGUUGACACUUUAAACUCGCCUCGGAAUGGCCUCACUGAAAUCUGUUCGUUGUAUUGCACGUUUAAUAUGCAAAUCAGCUCAUUACAUCCGAACACCAUUGUUUUUCCUCGUGGUUUUUAAUUCCACUACACGUCAACGUCGGCAUUUACGGAGCACGUGCAUCACCUCUUGGGCGGGUUAAUUAUGGUUUGGAGAGCGAAUCUGCGUUUCCGCUUUCAUUUUCAUACUCAUCAUCUCUAUCCAGAUCUAAUCCUGAUAUGCGUGAAACUCCUUCCUCUUUUUCUUUGUUUUCGUGAUUACCUAAAAUCUAUAAGGCUGCACAUAUUUAUGAAUUAUUGGCCAAAAAAAAAAAAAUGGCAUACGACUGCUUGCACAGUGUAGAAGUCUGAACAUUUCCAGUCUACUCUAAAGUGAACAGAGACGGAAAUGUUACUUCAGUAGAGAGCACAAACAAGGGGAUAACGUAGUUGAUGAAGCUAUCUCCUUCUACUAGGAUUUUGAAGAAGUAUAUUUACCGUAGAACUUGAAUUUUAUAUCGUUUAAAUGCUCAUUUGUCGUGAAACACUUCAGCGCCAAGUACUUUUGGUGUAGAACUCAUGCAGGAGUUUGCUUAUGAGUUUGAGGUCUCAGUGUAAAAUCUUUUCAGGCUUGUUUCGUAAAACGAAUAUACGUGAGGCGAUCUGGGAAAACCGGACUGGGAACGGUGCUGUGCCUGAAUUCUGCCGAAUAGCCGGGGGAAGGGGGUGGGAAACAAAACAGAUUUACGCCAAUUUAUUUGUUUUUUUUGUCUUUCGGUAAAAACAGUCAUUCUGCGUAACAAUGUCUAGUUAAGUGCGAUUUCCUCACACAGGAAAUGUCACACUUUGAUCAAGUUGUAGGAUGGCUACGUGCGGUCGAGAAAUGAAUAUAAGCCUAAUUCAUUUCUGUAAUCAAGAUACCUUGCUGUCAAAAAUGUGCCUUUAAAUGCAAUUUUCUCUUAUGAUUGCGAUACAUAUUUCAAUUCAGGAAAUUCUACAGCGUUCAGUAGAAAAUGCUCAAAUUUCACCGCGUGAAGGGUUUUCCCAGGCCGCCACACGUUUACUUUAGUGAGUCGCUAUGAGUGUCGCACUGAACCUGUGAAAGCUUCUCAACCUCAUGUGGAUUUAUUCUGCUCUUUUUCUAGCAGCUCUUCACUAUGGUGCUUUGAUAUUCUCAUACGUGCUGCUGUAUUCACAAUGACGCUUCACUGCAGUCGCGUAAUGUUUUUGUUUUGUUUUUUUCUUUAAAAAAAAACAAACCCCAAAACAUUGUAUACCUGGUUUUGAGCCUUUUUGUUUAUUAGAAUAUGGGGGGGUUUUCCCCCCACACCUGUACUCUUAGUGGUACUUAACAAAAGCGUUAACAAAAGGCACAAUCAGGGAUUUUCAGAAUAGCAGAUGAGUAGCUCUGGCACUGAACUAAAAUCAGAAGUCUUUCAUGUCCAUUGUUUUCCUUUUCAAGUACAAUUGCAGUCGUAAGUUUACAUACGCCUUGCAGAAUCUGCAAAAUGUUAAUUUUUUUUUUAAAAAAAAGAGGGAUCAUAAAAAUUGCAUUUAGUUUUUUAAUUAGUUCUGCCCUGAAGAAGCUAUUUCACAUAACGGAUGUUUGCAUCUAGUCCACAAGACGCAAUAAUAACCGAAUUUACACAAAUGAACCAGUUCAAAAGUUUACACACGCUCGAUUCUUAAUACUGUGUCUCGUUACCUGGAUGACCAACGAUUUUAUUUGUGAUGGUUGUUCAUGAGUCUCUUGUUUGUCCUGAGCAGUUAAACUACCCACUGUUCUUCAGAAAAAUCCUCCAGGUCCUGCACAUUCUCGACCGCUUUCCAACAGCGGCUAUACAUACGGCAUCUUUAUACGUUUAUAACUGAGAGACUCGUGCACAACUAUUCCAAAAGGUGAAAACAUUGACUGAUCCUCGAGAAGGCAACAGGAUACAUUGAGAGCCAGGGGGGUGUAAAUUUUUGAACAGGAUGAUCGGUGUAAAUUGUUAUUAUUUUGUCUUCCGGGGAAACAUGUGAAUAUCUUAUGUAGCAAAUGAAGGGCAGUACUAAAUGGGAAAUAAAAUAAAAGAAACCAGAUCUUUAAACAAAAUAAUGACAAUUUACUCUUAUCCUAGUUUGACACUUUUUCAAACAAUGUACAGCGGUCGUUCGUUUAUAUCCGUGCUGGAGAUAAAGCGUGGACUCUUUUGGUCUGGCAUGUUAAGAAAAUGUUUUAUGAUGGGAAAAGAAAACAACAUUGCAAAUUCCAGAUUGUGAGAUUUCCUUCCUUCUAUAGUAGCUAUAAAAAGUUUGCAUGGCUUUAUUGAAGCUAUUCAAAGCUCUACUCCGUAAGCUUCUGCAGUUGACUUUGACCCUGAGUGUUUGCAGUUGCUUUCGGAUCGAGAUAAAGUUGUUUAGUCUUCCAGGCGUUCGUUUUCAGGGUUUAUAAUUAAGGAAGAUGGUGUGUGUGUGUGUGUGUGUGUGUGUGUGUGUGUGUGUGUGUGUGUGUGGAGGGGGGGUUAAAGAGUGUUGAGGCUUUAAGGUUGCACAUUACUACUGAUUGAAGUGUGAUACUGUGCUGAUUUGCGGGAUGGACGGGGUAUUGAUGGAAGCUUUUUGGUUUUUAUCUUUUCUUUUUUUUUUUUGCGAGUUUGUGGAGUUCUGCAUUAUAUGAGCUAGAUGAUUUAUUCUCAGAGCUAACAAAUGUAAUAAUUUGAGCUGGCUAAACUGGUAGCUAAUGCAAUGUAGUAGUGUUUGGAGUGCUAGUUAACUGGUUAAGUGCAUUAAUACAGACAUUAAUACAGCGUGUGAUCAUUUUACAAUUACAUUUUUGCUCAAUCGGCUGACGCUCUUAUUUACGAUAGUGGCAGCACAAGAGUUAAGGGUCGUGCUCAAGGACCCAUCCAAGGCUGCUGAGAUUGAAACUCUUCUGAUCAAUAGCCCAAAGCUUUAAUUGCUGAGCCGUCCUGUAGCACACCAUGUUUAAGAUAAUAAUAAGAAUAAUAAUAAUCAUCAUGAUCAUUUUCAGCAAGUCACGGGCCAACAUUUUAUGACAUUAACUCCUCGCAUUACACACAAAAGACAAUGACACUGACUCGAUUUCUUUUCAGCACUAAGUGGCUGUGUAUAGUUAUUGUUUAUAAGUGGCUGGGUAUAGUUACAGGCUUGGUUUUGAUCAUCGGAGCACGCUAAUUAUUUCGGUAUAUUUAAACUAAUUAGCGAUGGGAAUUCAAGAAAAAUGUGUUUUUUGUUUUUUUUUAAAAAUUUAAUUACAAGAGUAACAGGUUUACCUACAUCUACAAAAAUAAAACCUGUCAAAACCCAUGCUCAGCUCACUAAUUCACUGUUGCACACCACUACUGCGCUACAGUGAAGUGCAGGUUUAGACAAGUUUAGUGCGAAAGUUUUUCAGGUUGCUUUCCAGUAAGAAGUUAUAAAUAAUAAUAGUAAUAAAAAAAAAACCCGUUUGUCCACCCUUUUCCUAUGACUAGUCCGUACAGGAUUUCGCUGAGGUUUUACAUUUUUUUUUUGUGAUUGUUGCGGCUA
Ictalurus furcatus (blue catfish) is the source of this 6221-nucleotide messenger RNA. It is a transcript of the gene uhmk1, whose product is annotated as U2AF homology motif (UHM) kinase 1. Gene Ontology annotation, molecular function: ribonucleoprotein complex binding; ATP binding; RNA binding. The record is from RefSeq and is a predicted model, not a curated record. Gene Ontology annotation, cellular component: neuronal ribonucleoprotein granule; nucleus. Lineage: Eukaryota; Metazoa; Chordata; Actinopteri; Siluriformes; Ictaluridae. Bases 1080 to 2354 code for a protein of 424 amino acids. Gene Ontology annotation, biological process: positive regulation of translational initiation; regulation of protein export from nucleus; peptidyl-serine phosphorylation. The transcript is spliced from 8 exons.